UUCUUGCACUUGAAUGCAAUGUUAUGCAUAUGAAUGUAGAAUUAGAUUAUCUGGUUACUAGUUUAUGAACUUUAAUGUUCUUUAAACGGUUAUUUUAGGUUGUACUUUUUCUUUAAAAGGAAAUAGAACUUGUUAUCUCCAUUCUGUUUCUGAUUGUUAGCUCCCUUUUCUUCUUUCUUUUCAUCUCUCUUACACUUGAACCACUUGAACCAUGCACUGCAUCUAUUAUCACCCUGUUUUCGAUGAUGUUCUCACCAUUGACCUUAGAUGUUUUUAAGAAGUUGAUAUUGCAAACAUGGGUUUGAAACUCUUGGCACCCCGGAUGAUGAAGGAAGGGAUGAACCUUACAAAGAGCAAUGAAGAGAGGUCAAGCAGGAGUAGUCUAAAAUAGGGAGCAGCUCAGCACCUGUAGGAUAUUCAGAUGACAAAAGAUCAACCACUGACAAAAAUGAAGAGAAAAUUUACAGGCCAGGAUAACCUGAAUUGCGAUAGGGUGGAGUUGAACCUAAUGAAUGAAUGGAUAGCAAACAACAUAUUGCGAUAUUUACUACUGCAAGUCUUCCAUGGAUGACUGGAACCGCUGUCAACCCUCUCUUCCGUGUGGCCUAUCUUACAAAGGGCAGGGAGUUCAAGGUUACCUUGGUGAUUCCCUGGCUGUCCCCGAAAGAUCAAGAAUUAGUAUAUCCCAACAAGAUUAUACUCAAGUCACCUUCAGAGCAGGAGGCAUAUGUCCGUCAGUGGCUCGGGGAGAGGACUGGGUUUGUAUGUGAUUUCAGUAUAAAAUUUUAUCCUGGAAAGUUUUCCAGAGAUAAAAGGAGCAUUCUUGUGGUUGGGGAUAUUACAGAAAUCAUCCCUGAUGAAGAGGCUGAUAUUGCAGUCCUCGAGGAGCCUGAGCAUCUUACAUGGUAUCAUCAUGGAAAUAGAUGGAAAACUAAAUUCCGUUUGGUUGUAGGAAUUGUUCAUACCAAUUAUUUGGAAUAUGUUAGAAGAGAAAAGAAUGGACGGUUGCAGGCAUUUCUUCUGAAAUACAUAAAUAAUUGGGUUAUUGAUAUCUAUUGCCACAAGGUGAUUAGAUUAUCUGCUGCCAUCCAGGACCUUCCGAGAUCCAUCAUCUGCAAUGUUCAUGGAGUCAAUCCCAAGUUCCUUGAAAUUGGCAAAAGAAAGAAUGAGCAUCAACAAAAUGGUGACCAAGCCUUCAGUAAAGGCGCCUACUAUAUUGGGAAAAUGGCGUGGAGCAAAGGCUACAAGGAGCUACUCAAACUUCUUCAUGAUCACCAAAAGGAACUAACUGGACUUGAGGUUGAUUUAUAUGGCAAUGGGGAGGAUUCGGAUCAAGUUCAGGAAGCUGCCAAAAAAUUGGAACUAGACGUCAGAGUUCACCCUGGGCAUGAUCAUGCUGAUCCAUUAUUUCAUGAGUAAGCUCCCUAUGAUUUAUUGACAUCCAGACAUCAAUUUAAUCAUUAGUUUUUUCUCUGAUGGAAAUAAAGAAAGUGAAAUUGCAUUUGCCUUGUAAUGCAAUGCAUCGGGCAGAAGUUGAGGGUGCUGAUAACCUUAGUUGUUGCAUAUUGUGCACUUUUGACUAACACUAUGGUUCCCGGUACACCUAAGCUUGGGUCUAUUUGGACUCUUGGUCAAUUUAUUUUUCUAGCACCCAAAAGAAUGCAAACAUGUGGAAAUAUCAUCUGUUUCAAUCAACCACACAAGUGUUUGUACUGAAUUGAUCCUGGCAGAAAAUGUUGUGCCAGUAUGAAUUCAGCCAUGGUGAAUUGCAUCUUCUGACUAAUGAUAGCCAGGAUGAUUCAUAGUAACCCAUUCAGGGUACAUAUUCUCUGGAACUACUGUUUCUUGUUUCUCAAUGUUUUCCAUUUUUGCAGUUAUUAACAACAUUGCAUACAACAUUGCUAUGUACUCUAUAACAGAAAAACUCCUGUAUUCCCUUUCCUCUUCUAAUUAUUCUUAUUAGUUAAAAUAAUAAUAAAAGAAUCCUGAAAAUAGACUGAAGGAUUGUAGCAAUUUUAUUAUAGCUGACAAUACAGUUUUUGAGGAAUUGAAGUUGAUAGGAAAUAUAUUUCUUUUA
This is a messenger RNA of Vitis vinifera (wine grape), 2077 nucleotides long. RefSeq names its product digalactosyldiacylglycerol synthase 2, chloroplastic-like. The coding region runs from base 517 to 1419 and encodes 300 amino acids. The record is from RefSeq and is a predicted model, not a curated record. Gene Ontology annotation, biological process: galactolipid biosynthetic process. The transcript is spliced from 4 exons. Gene Ontology annotation, molecular function: digalactosyldiacylglycerol synthase activity. NCBI's taxonomy places the organism in Eukaryota, Viridiplantae, Streptophyta, Magnoliopsida, Vitales, Vitaceae. Gene Ontology annotation, cellular component: chloroplast outer membrane.